GAGCCUUUCUGCUGGAGAACGCGGGAUCCGCCUCGGCGCUAGCCUGCUGAGGUUUACUGGUUGUUAAGUAGACUUCAGAGCGGCGUGACAUCGCUCCGCCUGUCCCUUCCUUCCGUAAACAAGGGUAGCUGCUUUCUGAGCCAUCACAUACCAGCCUCAUGUAUUCCUAAGAUUGCCAUCAAGCUUCUUGGGUUUUUUUCCUGAGGCCCUACUGAGGUUUAAUUACUUGUAGGCUCUAGUGGUUAUAAAGUAAUUUAAGAUGUUUGUACUGCUCAGUUUUAACUCUCUAAUUGACUCUUGCAUUAAGAGGCAUUGUUUUAACUUGGUAAUGGUUAAAUGGCAAAAAAAUUAAAUUAUUUACGGAUAAGGGCUAUUGUAUUUAACUGCUGUUGGCCUGCAACUUAAACUUGCAUCUUUUAUUCUUUUUUUAUCCUAUGCUUUUUCUGUGUUAUGGCUGCUGCAACAAUAGUUCAUGAUACAUCAGAAGCUGUAGAGCUCUGUGCUCCCUGUGGGUUAUACCUUAAACCCAUUACAAAAAUGACCAUCAGUGUGGCACUUCCUCAGCUGAAACAGCCGGGAAAAUCCAUUUCAAACUGGGAGGUGAUGGAAAGAUUGAAAGGGAUGGUGCAAACUCAUCAGUUUUCCACUCUGCGGAUUUCUAAAAGCACAAUGGAUUUCAUCCGGUUUGAAGGAGAGGUCGAAAACAAAAGUUUGGUUAAGUCUUUUCUGGCAUGCCUUGAUGGCAAAACCAUAAAGCUGAGUGGCUUCUCUGACAUUUUGAAAGUCCGUGCUGCAGAAUAUAAGAUUGACUUUCCUACCAGACAUGACUGGGACUCGUUUUUCCGUGAUGCGAAAGAUAUGAAUGAAACUUUGCCAGGGGAAAGGCCAGAUACUAUUCACUUGGAGGGCUUACCUUGUAAGUGGUUUGCAGCUAAGGACUCUGGCUCAGAAAAGCCAAGCGAAGAAGUCCUUAUAAAAGUUUUCAAGAAGUUUGGAGAAAUACGUAACGUGGACAUACCCAUGCUGGAUCCUUACAGAGAAGAAAUGACUGGGAGAAAUUUCCACACUUUCAGUUUCGGAGGCCAUUUAAAUUUUGAAGCUUACGUUCAGUAUGGAGAGUACGCUGGAUUCAUUAAGGCCAUGAACGCCCUGCGAGGGAUGAAGCUGAUGUAUAAAGGUGACGAUGGCAAAGCAGUGGCUUGCAAUAUAAAGGUUUCUUUUGACUCAACAAAACACCUCAGUGAUGCAUCCAUUAAGAAACGUCAGCUUGAAAGGCAAAAGCUUCAAGAGCUUGAAAAGCAGAGAGAGGAACAAAAACGUAAAGAGAAAGAAGCUGAAGAAAGACAAAAAGAGGAAGAAAGGAAGCAGAGAGAGCUGGAAGAAUAUGAGAGAGAGAGAAAAAGAGAAGAAAAGCUGCGCAAGAGAGAACAGAAACAGAAGGAUCGUGAAGUUCGACGAAACAAAAAGCAACUUGAAAAGCUUCAAGCUGAAGAGCAGAAAAAACUGCAAGAGAAGAUAAAGUUAGAAGAAAGGAAGCUCCUGUUAGCUCAGAGAAAUCUUCAGUCGAUUAGACUCAUUGCAGAACUGCUGAGCAGGGCAAAGACAGUAAAGCUUUUGGAGCAGGAACAUAACGAAGAAAAGAUACGUCUUCAGCAGCUGGAGGAGACACGAAGGCUCCAGGAGGCUGAGCUCAAACGUGUGGAAGAGGAAAAAGAGAGAGCGCUGGGGUUGCAGAGAAAAGAAAAGGAACUGAGGGAGAAACUACUGAACAAUCUUCUGAGCAAGAAAAUGGAUGCAGUGAAUCAAAGCAAAGAAGAAACCGAAGCAUCUCAGUCUGACACGCUAAAAAGUGCUAGUGGUGUCCCACACACUGUGUCAUUCAGCUGCAUCACUUCUACCUCAGGACAGGCUGUUACAGGCAAGCUGGCUCCUGUCUCUCAAAAAGAAGGAUCGUCCCCUGAGAGUGUAAAAACUCAGUGCAAGUACUUGAAUGGCAACAUUCAUGACAAGGUUCAUGUAAAAGAAGGUCAGAAACUUCAUACCACGAACUCUGAGAGAUGCUCUGAGAAGGGAAGUUCUGGGGUACUUUCAUGUGUUCCUACCAACAACCAGCAGCAGAAGAGCCUCUCUAGCUACGACUCCUGCAGGAAGGACUCGCACUGUGAGCAGAGCAAACGCAGCGCAGAGCCAAGGAGAAGAAAGAGCCGUUCAUGUAGCAGCAUAAACACUGAUGAGAGCAAGGGUAGACGUGAGAGGAGCAGGCACAGAAGAGAUGUGAGUUACCAGGAUGAAAAGCGCAGGAGGGAAAGGAGGUAUUAUAGACACUCUAGCAGAAGUUACAGUCCUCGACGAAGCCACAGUCCUCGUCGGAGAAGUGUGAGCCCCAGGCGUUCACGUUACAGAAGAACUCGCAGUAGUGAACGUAAACGGGACAGAAGAGGGAGAAGUCGCAGUUACAGAAGUGUGAGCAGGAGAUGA
Molecule: messenger RNA, 2478 nt
Organism: Eurypyga helias (sunbittern)
Lineage: Eukaryota; Metazoa; Chordata; Aves; Eurypygiformes; Eurypygidae
Gene: AKAP17A
Product: A kinase (PRKA) anchor protein 17A
Exons: 4
Coding region: 451-2478 (675 amino acids)
Biological process (GO): regulation of RNA splicing
Cellular component (GO): cytosol; nuclear speck
Molecular function (GO): protein kinase A binding; RNA binding
Source: RefSeq, a predicted model, not a curated record